GUUGCCAAGUGACAGUAGCACCAAUAAUACAAACCAUGACGACAGUGAGACUAACAGAAGACAUCUUCGGACAAGUGAAGGAUACCAAAGGUCACCUUAAAGACAUCAGAAGAUUCACCUGGACAAAUAGCAAUAAUGUUAGUGCACAAGUGAUAACGUACGGGGGCUAUAUAACAGCCAUAAAAAUCCCCGAUAGAAAAGGCAACAUAGAAGAUAUUACCAUAGGGUUUAACAACAUGGAAGGAUACUUGCAACCUGAGAAUAGAUAUUUUGGUGCAACAGUUGGAAGGGUAGCCAAUAGAAUAGCGAAUGCUAAGAUGACGGUAGAAGGAGUAGACUACAAUCUAGCGGCCAAUAAUGGACCAAACCAUCUCCAUGGUGGCAUCCAAGGUUUUGACAAAGUCAUUUGGGAAGCUCACGUCAAAGACACAACUCUCACCCUGAGCUAUGAUUCUGCAGAUAUGGAAGAGGGUUAUCCAGGGAAUGUUCUGAGCAAUGUCAGCUUUCAACUGACCGAGAACAACGAAUUUGUGAUCAACUACAAGGCUACUUCGACUAAGCCCUGUCCUGUCAACCUGACUAAUCAUUCAUACUUCAAUCUUGCUGGGAACGGCAAAGGUGCUGCAGAAUUAUACAAACAUACAGUAUGUUUGAAUGCUGAUAAGAUAACUGAGGUCAAUAAUCAAAGCAUACCAACAGGUAACCUUCCGGAUGUUGGUGGUACUGCUUUUGAUCUCCGCGUCCCGAAAAUUUUGGGAGAUGUCAUUCAUAAAGUACCAAGCUCUCCAGGUUUCGAUCAUAACUUUUGCAUCACAAGAGGUUCUGACCAAGAAGAUGCUUUCGUAGCUAGAGUAUCACAUCCUGAUACUGGCAGGGUGAUGGAGGUGUAUAGUAACCAACCUGGGGUGCAGUUUUACACUGGUAAUUACCUGCCCGAAAAAGACACUUUGCGAGGAAAAGACGGGUUCAUUAAGAAACAUGGUGGGUUCUGUUUGGAAACGCAGAAAUAUCCAGAUGCUGUCAAUCACGAACAUUUUCCCAACACCAUAUUGUACCCUGGACAGCAGUAUCAUCAUAAAACAACAUUCAAAUUUUCAGUUUUGAAUUGAAGAAAUUGAACUUCCUCUAUUUGAAUGUUUGAAGAAUAUAUAUAAUACAUUUUAUACUGAUUCAAUCGG
Molecule: messenger RNA, 1178 nt
Organism: Phaedon cochleariae (mustard beetle)
Lineage: Eukaryota; Metazoa; Arthropoda; Insecta; Coleoptera; Chrysomelidae
Source: the annotation of a GenBank genome assembly